AUGGAAAUGAAAGUUGAAAUUACACACAAAGAUACAAUCAAACCAUCUUCUCCAACACCUCUAAGCCAAAGAGAUUACAAGCUUUCCCUUAUAGAUCAAUUAACCCCAGGUCCUUAUGUUCCUAUUGUCCUCUUCUAUGACUCAACCACCAAAUUCUGCCAUGAUCUCCUCAAAAAAUCCCUAUCAAAAACCUUGAAUUAUAUGUACCCUCUAGCUGGAAGAAUAAAGGAUGAUUUCACAAUCGAAUGCAACGAUAAAGGAGUCGAUUUUCUUGAAGCAAAUGUAAGUAACAUUACUUUGUCCAACAUUGUCAAUGACCCAAAAAUUGGAACUCUUUCUCAACUUCUUCCAUGCCAUCCUCAUGCAAGAUCUAAAGAACCAAGUGAUCAAGUUUUGCUAGCAGUUCAAGUGACUAAGUUCCCUUGUGGAGGAAUUUCCAUUGGUGUUUGUGUUUGGCAUCUAAUUGCUGAUGCAUCUACACUUGUCACUCUUGUCAAAACUUGGGCAACAAUGAAUCAAGAAAAUGGUCAAGAGAGUAAUGUCAUUGGCAAUGGCUACAUAGUCAAUGUUACUGGGAUCUUUCCUCCCAGAGAUCUUAGUAAUAAUCCCUUGUUAACCAUGGUUCCAAUCCCAGAAGAGUUGCCUUUCAAAAUAUCAAUGAAGAGAUUCAUAUUUGAUAACUCAAAGCUAGCUGCAUUAAUACAGAGUUGCCCUAUUUGUCCGACUCGUUUUGAGGCUCUGUCGGCUUUCCUAUGGUCAGCAAUUAUAUCAACAUGGAAAGACAAAAAAAGUGAAAUCAAAGUUUGCAUACUAAUGACAUCAAUCAAUCUAAGGAAGAGAAUGAUACCUAAUUUACCAACAAAUAGCAUGGGGAAUCUUAUUUAUCCAACAAUGGCUAAAUGGGAAGUUGAAGAAGAAGGAGUCAUUGAUUACAAAAAGUUGGUGGAAAGAGUUCAAGAAUCAAUAAGGAUGGUGGAAGAUAGUUAUAUAAGAAGGAUUCAUGAGAAAAAUGGAUACAUAGAUUACUUGAACUCAAUACUUGAGUUGUGUAUAACUAGAGGGAAUGAAGUAGGAAUUGCUGGUUGUAUUAGUUGGUGUAAGCUUCCAUUUGAUGAAGCUGAUUUUGGAUGGGGUAAACCUAUUUGGAUAGCUAAUCCUAUGAAGUUUCCAUGUGGUUUCAAUCUUUUAGAUACUGUUGAUGGCAAGGGAAUUGAAGUAUGGAUGGGAUUGCCAGAAGAGGAGAUGCAGUUGCUGGAGAAGAAUAAAGAUUUCUUAUCAUAUGUUUCUUUAAGUCAACAUGUUUGA
Nicotiana tabacum (common tobacco) is the source of this 1305-nucleotide messenger RNA. Lineage: Eukaryota; Viridiplantae; Streptophyta; Magnoliopsida; Solanales; Solanaceae. The record is from RefSeq and is a predicted model, not a curated record.